UUCUUGCUGCGUGCUUCACAGUUGGCUGGCUCACUUCUCAUAGGAGUCUCAUGGCAGACCAGAGCCAGCCCUGAAAGUAAGAGCAGUCAGAAAGUACGAGGACUCUUCUUACUGGAGAACUGAUUCCUCUUCCGCGACGUCUCUAACAUGAGAUAGCAGAUAAUCCACGGACCUGCGGGGAGUUAGACUCAGGUCUGAUCCUAGAACUUUACAGAGUCCAGCAGCCGAUCCGCUCCGACCACACCCUCCCCGCUUCCUCAUACUGCAGCGGGAGCGCGCAGCUCGGCUUUGAUCCCCGGGAAUAACGGCCCCUUCCCCGGUUACCUUCAGGAUUUCAUGCCCCUGGAAGCUGCAGAGACAUGUGAGUGAACUGUGGGGAGACUUUGGACUGGGUAUGGCUGUGGAAGGGAAGCAGAGGAUAUGCGGGGUUUCACAUUCUCUGGUCCCGUGUCAAGACGCCUAGAGGAGGAGGAGGAGGACGGACAGGAGGACGAUGCAUAUGGAGUCCAAGCAACUCCAGCAACUGCGAGCUUCUAACCCAGGUCUGUGUCUGAAGAAGAAGAGGUUGAAAGUGGAGAGAGGAGUUUGUGUUUUUGGAAAGUUGGGCUUUCGGUCUCUAACUUUGGACGACUCAUGAGAGGAUGGUGCUGAAGGGGAACACAAGUCUUCCCCCUGUCCAGGAGAGCUGCCCGGGUGGAGCCUCGUUUCUAACCAGCAUGAGUUCACCAGGCCGGUCACAGUCUUUGGAAGCAAGUCGGACUGGAGAUCAGUGCUGCUUCAGGCUACUCACCCUGACUCCAGUGGACUUAAAAUGACAUCAUAUUGAUUCAUGUUAAAAAAAAGACUGAAAAUAGAUCAAGUUAGUGUUGGGGUGAUGUUUCCUCUCCUAAGAGAUCAAAACAGAAGGAUCAGCAGAUGUAAUGAAUUAGGAAUGUGAUCUAAAAGAAAAGUUUCUUCUGACAUCCUCUCAGUCUGCACUUUGCCUCUCAGGAGGUGGCACUGCAGUUUCCUUUUUAAAGUCACCACCUGUGAAUUCUUCUGUUCUUCUUCCCCAAACAGGGACUGAGUGAGAGUAUUGACUUAUGUAUGUCACAGGCAUUGAAUGAAUCAAUAAGAUCACUCCAAGUUUAAGGUGUAAUGCCAAGGCAGGUGACUAGGAGUGUGCCCGAUUAACACUUAGUCUAACAAGAUAAAACAAUCUGGAUGUUAUUCACACAAAGUAAUGCAGUAACAGAGUUUAGCUCUUUCUACAUGUUUACAUUAAGAGUAUAUGUUCUGUGUGUCCACAUUUAAUGUACAGCUGAUUACCAAUACUCUGAAGGAAUUUAAGGAAGACUGUUCGGCCAGUUGAUUUUCUCAAAGUGUGUGAAAGCAGUGAGUUAAGGCUUAUCUUGGAAACAGUACGAUGCAGAGAACUAUACAGAACUGAACUGAGUAGCCCCCCACCCUACCCCAACUCCCUUAUUAUGGCUAGUGGUGGCUCUGACAAAUCCACAAGUGAGGGAUCCCCCAGCACACCCAGUGGCAGUUUGCAGCAAAGGAAGCGUCUCUCUUCCAUCUGUGACAAUUGUAAAAGCAAGAUGCAGCUGGUGGCCGAUCUCCUCCUCCUGUCCAGUGAGACGAGGCCCGUCAUGACUUCUGAAGGGGUGGCUGUGGCGGACACCUUCGACCAGUGCCGAGACACAGUCAUAGCCAGGACUAAAGAGCUCUCCAUCCUCACACACGACAUCCAGAGUCAGCUCAACAUGGGCCGCUUCACCGAGGUGGGAGACCGUCUGGUGGAGAUGGCCGACCUGGUGGUGUCUUUGACAGAAUGCUCGGCCCACGCUGCUUACUUGGCGGCGGUGGAGACCCCCGGCUCUCAGCCCUGCCUGCCGGGUCUGGUUGACCGCUACAAAGUGACCCGAUGUCGGCAUGAAGUGGAGCAGAGCUGCGGCAUCCUCCGAGUCACACCCCUUCCAGACCUCACCCCCCAGCUCCUCCUGGAGCUGUCUCAGAACAUCUCUAUUAACCUGAAGAAUCUGACAGACAUUUCGUCUCUGGCUAGCGAGAGGUCCAGAGAUCGCUUUGCAAAAGAGCAGUUCAAACUGAGCGUCAAGAGCAUGAGCACAAGCGGCACGGCCUUUCUCGCGUGUGUCAAGGAAGUGAAAACGCAGCCCAGUGAGCUGACCAGAAACCGCUGCGUCCUCUUUGGUGCCGCUCUGGUCCAGGCUGUGAGCGCCCUGGUUGGGUUUGCCACAGAGCCUUCUUUCCUGGGAAGAGCUGCGAGUAUCUCCAAUGAAGGGAAGGGGGUACAGACUGCAGUGUUAGGGGGGGCCAUGAGUGUGGUUUCAGCCUGUGUCCUCCUCACUCAGGGCCUACGAGAUGUUGCACAGCAUCCUGAGAGCAGCUCCAAAAUGGCAGACUACCGCGAGCGCCUGCGUAAUUCGGCGUGUGCUGUGUCAGACGGCUGCACUCUGCUCACUCAGGCACUCAGAGAACGCUCCUCUCCAAGGACUCUGCCGCCAGUCAACUCUCAUUCUGUGAAUUAGUUUAGGAAGAGGCAGUAUGAGCUCCAGUCCCCUCUGUCCUCUUCUGACCCACCAAAGAGACUCACCUGGGUUCUCCCUGUUCAUCAGGUUUACAGUCAGAGUAACAUCACAUGAGAGCUGUCUGUGUUUCUGUCCAUGUGGUUGAAGUAUGUUAGAAUGCAGGGGGAACUAAAAGCAGCCUCUGCAGGGUUUGAUGUCGCGCUGGAUGCGAGUCAAACCUAGGUAGAAGUGAACCACUGCAUCUCUCUGGACCUGGCCGGGGUUCCGCUGACAGACAGCAGCCGUCAAACCUGAAAAGUUUACCUCAGUUUUCUACUUCGGUGAAAACAGCAGCCUUGAUGAUGGAUGUAGCCUUGCUGUGUGAACCUAUGGUUGGCUGACCUACUCAAUUACACCUGCUUGUGAGAUUAGACAGAGUGAUCCGAGUGUCUCAGUCUUUUUUUUGUGUGUGUGUGUGUGUGUGUGUGUGCGCGCGUUUGUGUGUGUGUGUGUGAAUUCCUAAUUUGUAAAAGCUGCUGUGAGUGUGUGCCAUAGGUUUUACACUAUUUACCAGACUUUCCAUAGUAUUUUAAAGUGUUUUGAAUAUGCAUGUAAUGGAGUAUUUAUUUCAACUAUUAAAAUGAUGUUUCUGAAGUACUGUU
Notolabrus celidotus (New Zealand spotty) is the source of this 3172-nucleotide messenger RNA. RefSeq names its product talin rod domain containing 1 (gene tlnrd1). The record is from RefSeq and is a predicted model, not a curated record. NCBI's taxonomy places the organism in Eukaryota, Metazoa, Chordata, Actinopteri, Labriformes, Labridae. The transcript has a single exon. Gene Ontology annotation, molecular function: actin binding. The coding region runs from base 1467 to 2531 and encodes 354 amino acids.